AUGGAAAAUAAUAGCCCAUCAAAAGGUUGUAGAGUUUAUGUUGGGAAUUUACCAUGGAAAGUUACAUGGCCAGUUUUAAAAACUCAUAUGAAAAAAGCAGGAGAUGUUAUCAGAGUAGAUAUUUUUGAAGAUGCACAAGGGAGAUCAAAAGGAUGUGGAAUUGUAGAAUAUGCUACAUAUGAAGAAGCUCAAGAAGCUAUUAGCAGUUUAAAUGAUUCUAAAUUAGAAGAUCGUUUAAUAUUUGUAAGAGAGGAUAGAGAAGAAAAUGCAGGAAACUACGAGAAAAGAAGAUUUAGUAAUAUUAGAAAAGAAAAAUUCUAUGAUUAUAAAAGAGAUUAUAGAAGAGAUGAUUAUAGAAGAGAUUUUAGAAGAGAUGAUUAUAGGAGAGAUUUUAGAAGAGAUGAUUUUAGAAGAGAUUUCAGAAGAGAUUAUAGAAGAGAUGAUUUUAGAAGAAAUGAUUUUAGGAGAUCAAGUAAAAGAAAUUGUACUUUAAUUGUUUAUAAUUUACCACCUCAAGUUACAUGGAAAGAAUUAAAAGAUUUAUUUAAAAAACAUGGUAGAGUUGUUAGAGCUGAUUUAAAAAAUGAAGAAAAUUCUUCUAAAGAAUUAACUGGAGUAGUAAUAAUGGAAAAUGAAUAUGAAGCAAAAAAUGCUAUCGAUGCUUUAAAUUUUUGUAAUUUUGAUGGAUAUAUUUUAAAAGUGAAUUUUGAAAAUAGCGAAUAA
This is a messenger RNA of Plasmodium gallinaceum, 723 nucleotides long. Its product is annotated as RNA-binding protein, putative. NCBI's taxonomy places the organism in Eukaryota, Apicomplexa, Aconoidasida, Haemosporida, Plasmodiidae. Gene Ontology annotation, cellular component: cytoplasm; nucleus. The transcript is spliced from 4 exons. The record is from RefSeq and is a predicted model, not a curated record. Bases 1 to 723 code for a protein of 240 amino acids. Gene Ontology annotation, molecular function: mRNA binding.